Coffea eugenioides is the source of this 1905-nucleotide messenger RNA. RefSeq names its product deoxyribodipyrimidine photo-lyase. The transcript is spliced from 9 exons. Lineage: Eukaryota; Viridiplantae; Streptophyta; Magnoliopsida; Gentianales; Rubiaceae. Gene Ontology annotation, molecular function: deoxyribodipyrimidine photo-lyase activity. The coding region runs from base 121 to 1572 and encodes 483 amino acids. Gene Ontology annotation, biological process: photoreactive repair. The record is from RefSeq and is a predicted model, not a curated record.
GUCAACCGUUUAUUUUCCCUCCAUUUCUGCUACCUGCCCGAACCAAUUCCCCGUUUCUUCCUCCUCGGCCACGCUAAGCCAUUUCCGGUUAACCUCCGCCGCCAUUAACCACCACCAUCAAUGGCCAAUUCAAUGGCAUCAAUUCAGCAGGGUCGAAUCCGAGUUCUGAAACAGGCAUCAGGGCCAUCCAUUGACCGGGAGAAACUUAAGGGUCCAGUAGUCUACUGGAUGUUCAGAGAUCAACGGCUGCGAGAUAACUGGGCUUUGAUCCACGCAGUUGAUCAAGCAAAUAAGGCCGACGUACCCGUUGCCAUAGCUUUCAAUCUAUUUGAUUCCUUCUUGGGUGCCAAAGCCAGACAGCUGGGUUUUAUGCUUAGAGGCCUUCAAAAGCUUCAUCAAAAUCUUCAAGGAAUGUCUCUCAAUAUCCCCUUUUUUCUGUUUCAGGGGGAAGCACUGGACACAAUUCCCAAUUUUUUGAAAGAAUGCGGGGCUUCACUUUUGGUGACAGACUUUUCACCCUUAAGGGAGGUCAGGAAUUGGAAAGAAACAAUUACUGAGAGGUUGGAAGAUUCAGUAUCAGUUCAUGAAGUUGACGCACACAAUGUAGUGCCUAUUUGGGUGGCAUCUGAUAAAUUGGAAUAUGGUGCUAAGACCAUAAGGGGUAAAAUCAAUAAAUUGCUUCCUGAGUACCUCAUUGAUUUUCCAACACUAGGGCCUUCAAAAAGAAAGUGGCCUAUUCUGCAUCAUUUUAUAGACUGGGAUAGACUAAUUGCAGAUGUUGUAAGGAAAGGAGCAGAAGUUCCUGAAAUUGCAUGGUGUGAACCAGGUGAGGAUGCUGCUAUGGAAGUAUUGAUGGGGAGUAAAAAUGGGUUCUUGACUGCCAGAUUGAAGAAUUAUUCCAUGGAUCGGAAUAAUCCGCUAAAGCCCAAAGCACUCUCUGGUCUCUCCCCUUAUCUGCAUUUUGGGCAGAUAGCAGCACAGCGGUGUGCCUUAGAGGCACGCAAAGUUCGGACACUAUCUCCACAGGGAGUUGACACAUUCUUAGAGGAGUUGAUUGUACGCAGAGAACUAGCUGAUAACUUCUGCUUCUAUCAGCCCCAUUAUGAUUCACUACAGGGGGCAUGGGAAUGGGCACGCAAGACCUUGAUGGAUCAUGCUUCUGAUAAACGUGAACAUACAUACACGAUGCAACAAUUGGAGAAGGCACAAACUGCAGACCCUCUCUGGAAUGCUUCUCAAUUGGAGAUGGUUCACUAUGGGAAGAUGCACGGUUUUAUGAGAAUGUACUGGGCAAAAAAGAUUCUCGAAUGGACAAGUGGUCCUACAGAAGCUCUUGCAAUUGCUAUAACUUUAAAUGACAAGUACGAAAUUGACGGGAGGGAUCCAAAUGGUUAUGUAGGCUGCAUGUGGUCAAUUUGCGGUGUACAUGACCAGAGAUCCUGUUCUGUGUUCGCUGCAUUCUCAACGAUAUGUGCUUGUGUUGUCUACACACUACACACAGGGUUGGCGGGAGCGUCCAGUUUUUGGGAAAAUAAGGUAUAUGAACUACGCCGGCUGCAAGAGGAAAUUUGAUGUUGAUGGGUACAUUGCAUACGUGAAAAGGUUAGCAGGUGAGAGUAAGAAAAGAAAGGCAGAAAUCUAGCUGAACCAUCAGGCAAAGGAAUUCUGCCAGUAGCAUUUAGAUUGAUUGUGUGUUUGCUCGAGGGCAUUCGUGUUUGUGAGCUGGUGGAAACUGUUUUUGAGUCUCGUUACCUGGAACAAUUUACAACCCUUUGGUGGUUUCUUUCGUUUGUAGAUUUAUCUCUCGAGCUCUUUCAAAUAUCUGUUCAUGUGUAGCUUUGAUUUUCUUGUUGAAAUCGAAUUCUUCGACUCCCUAGUGGGAGAGGAGGAUUUCAUUGACUCAAA